Gongylonema pulchrum is the source of this 387-nucleotide messenger RNA. Lineage: Eukaryota; Metazoa; Nematoda; Chromadorea; Rhabditida; Gongylonematidae. The record is from the annotation of a GenBank genome assembly.
AUGGUUCGUCACGAAGUGUGUCGCCGGAGCCACUUUCGCUUCUUGAAGUGCUGUAUCAACGAGAACAUGGCUUUCCAGUCUUCGAAAGUGACCCGUAUUGCUGUUGCAGCCAUUACGCCUCCUCAGUAUUUCUCCCAACACACUGCAGUGAUUCGGCUUUACAUGCCGAUCAGUUACGUUUGCUCUCAGAAUCCAGCAAUCUUAGAUGGAAAUCGCAACGGCACCUGCAUCACUGAUAUCACUCGACGUGAUUCGUUUCGCAGUCGGACUUAUUCGGUGUCUCCCGAACGAGCGCUCUCACUCCCUCGAGAAGCAACACCUCAUUAUGUCAGAUAUCUGAAAGAGCAGAAUGAGUUGGGCAAGUUGCCAGCAAGGUUAUUGUUUUAA